Messenger RNA from Aspergillus heteromorphus CBS 117.55, 2563 nucleotides. RefSeq lists its product as uncharacterized. The transcript is spliced from 3 exons. NCBI's taxonomy places the organism in Eukaryota, Fungi, Ascomycota, Eurotiomycetes, Eurotiales, Aspergillaceae. Bases 403 to 2286 code for a protein of 627 amino acids. The record is from RefSeq and is a predicted model, not a curated record.
CGGUCGUAUCAGCACUUACGUUGUCACUGGCCGUGCCCGGCAAAUUAUGGAGGUUCCGUAAUCCCCUGCGGAGUCUUAGCCCAGGUCGCGUUGUGCUUUCUGACAAUAUCCCGUUUCGGCGGAGGCCCUUGAUGGAGUGUUCUGCAGGCGCACUCCAUUCUGCUAGUCCGUACAUUACUCCUGUUUGUUCCCUGCGCGCCAGGAAGAUCUUCCAGUCUCCAGAUACCCUCGACUGUCGCCCGACGUGCAACUGGUUGCUAGACGGAAGACGACCGUCUUAAUGACCCGGUCGCCUCCCGCUGCCCUCCCUCUUUCUUCUCCGCUGCCCUUUGCCUUGUUCUUCUAGCUCUUCACUUCAUACCCUGGGGAGGAAAGUGUUCCUCUCCUAGCCACUCCUUCACCAUGCUGUUCUUCUGGGUUCUGCUGCUUCUUUCCUUUCGCCAUGUCAUCGCGGAGGCCGAUUCGGACGAUGAUAUGAUGUCCUUUGUAACGCUGCCGGAAGUGAGAGCGUUGAAAUUUAAUAUCGCCUACUACGAUCGCGAAUCCGUUAGCCCGGGCUACUGGUUCGUUGCGCCAUAUGGCGUGAUUGACCCAGAAACUCCCACGAAGCAAUGGAAGCCGUGCCAGGUUGGACCCUACAUCUACGAUGCCGAUGGCACCCUUAUCUGGGCCGGCUCUUGCAUGUUCGACAACCGCAAUAUCUUCGACUUCAAAGCCGUCAACACCAUCGAUGACCAGUCUCACCUCUCAUUCAUCCUUCAGCAUGCCUACCAGGACAACGGCGCAGACAAGGGCUACGGCUACAUCCUGGACCACCAUUAUGACAUGGAAAAUGCUGUGCCGGUGACCAACGACCUGGGGACUUUCAACAUGCACGAAUUCAACGUCCUCCCUGGUGGAAAGACCGCUUUAGCGUGCGCUUACCGAAACGAAUGGGUUGACUUGGGAGACCUCGGCCGCCCCAACGAGUACGGCUGGAUCGUCGCGGGAGGCUUCGUCGAGAUGGAUACCGCGACCGGCGAGGUUCUCUUCGAAUGGAGUUCGCUCGGCUAUAUCCCGAUACAUGAGUCGGUGAAAGUGGGCGCCAACUGGGCUCCUUCUGGCGCUCCGGGCUGGGAUUACGUGCACGUCAACUCCAUCGACAAGAACGCCAACGGCGACUACCUUCUGUCCGCGCGAUUCACCAGCACCCUCUAUCUAAUUUCCGGGGUGGACGGACACAUCAUCUGGCGCCUUGGUGGCAAAUACUCGGAUUUCGUUCAAGACUUUACGUUCUCGAAGCAGCACCACGCCCGGUUCGUCGAGUCCAACGCCACCCACGCGACUAUUUCCUUCCUCAACAAUGCCUCGGACGAAUCUGAAAAUGAGGAGAACGUGUCGGCCGCGAUGUUCGUGCAGGUUGACACCACGACCACCCCUAUGACAGCCCGGCUGGUUAACAAAUACAACCGCCCCGAUGGCAGCCUCACCCGGCUGCGCGGUAGCGUUCAGAAUCUGCCCAAUGGCAACGUCUUUGUCGGAUGGAGUGAGCGGGGAAUGCAGAGUGAGCAUUCUCCCGAAGGCAAAGUCCUGAUGCAAGCCAUCUUUUCAUCCAGCCGCUUCUCGACCUACCGGUCGUACAAGUUCCCCUUCGUCGGCCGCCCCAGCGCGCCGCCGGACCUGGUUGCUUCCGUGUACGGCACCGAUGAGACUGACCUAGCCACGAUCUUCCACGUCAGCUGGAACGGCGCGACCGAUGUUGCAUCCUGGAACUUUUAUGCACGGGCCGACCGCCACAGCAUCCCGGUGCUGAUCGGAAACACAACCAAGUUCGAUUUCGAGACCAUGUACAUCGCAGACGGCUACAUGGAUUGGGUGUCCGUGGAGGCGGUCGACAAGGACGGCAACGUCCUGGGGACAUCGGCUCUGCACCGGACGGAAACGCCGCAGAACUGGCGCCUGGCCGGAUUCCAGGGCGAUCUCAAGCCCACGGCCGAUGACCCGUCAGUCCUGUACGCGCCCAAGAAGCCUGCAGAGGACGUGAUAGACCCCGCCACUAAGGCCAAGCAGGAGGCCGAGGAGAAAGCCAAGGAGGCCGCCAAAACCAUGGCCAAGGCAAAUGAGGUCAUCCACGGGAUCGGUGGCCUACUGAUCUUCAUUCUGGUCGCAUGCUCCGUGGGCGGGCUUCUGGCGGGGGCGUACUGGUAUCUCCGCCGUCGUCGUAUGCAGGCAUACCACGAGGUUCCGUCCGAGGAAGGUCAGCCGUACACAGAGGAGGAGAGACCGGAGGUCAGGUCUAGGGACUGAGGGAGCGGUGGACGAACUGAACUGUACAGAUACGGCGCUGAGUGAAGUGGUUGGUUGGUUGGUUACUGGCUGGGUAUGGUGGUCUGGGACGACCAACAGAAGACGACGGCUCGGAGUCAUUUUGCAUAUCGCGGGCGUUCAUGCAUGUCUAAAACACCCCUUUGGACCCUUGUACCGUUUUUUCCCCCCUUGACGACUGACGUACAUAUUGCCUACAUCUAAUUGUACUUGCAUAAAUAGACAAUACUACCUUGAUACAUAUACAAUGAUAUGCAAC